ACAGGAACUAUAGUUUAAAGGGGACUGGUCUGAAUAUUGUGUAACUCCGCUAUAUAAGCGGCUAGAUGAGCAACUUGUGUUAUUUAUGUAAUCAGAACAGUUUUUGUCGAUUUGGAAUCUUGUAGGAAGUAUAUAAUAUGCGCAGAACUUCUUUUAAUAGAGAGGAGCAGUGAGGUGAAGAAGAAACAUUUAUUACAACCGGCAAAUUACAUGUCAUUAGCUAAUACUGGGGUUACAUUUUUUGUACUGCUAUUAGCUUCUUUGAAAUUUUAUUUUUUACCAAGAUGUGUUUAAUAAUGAGUUAGGUUCUAACGGCCAUUUCUUGUUGAGGCAUCCUUACAAGUAACGUUAUUUAUUUCCGCUUUUGACAAAUUUGUAAUGAUGGGAGUUGGAACAGAGAACAGAGCCCCGAGCACAUCAAGUAGAUUUGCGUUUCACGUCGAGGAAGGAAAAAAGGAGGCAGAGGUUCUCAAGACGACAUCAGGCAAUGCUGAAUCCAUGAAACUGGCGAGUGUUGAUAAUCAGUCAGAGGAACCGCGAGGGACUUGGAGUCGACGGUUGGAGUUUGUGCUCGCCACCGUCGGUUAUGCUGUUGGUCUGGGAAACGUGUGGCGCUUUCCGUACCUGUGCUACAGGAGCGGAGGAGGUGCAUUCUUGAUUCCCUACUUUAUCAUGCUGCUUCUCUGCGGCAUCCCGCUGUUGUUUAUGGAGUUCACUAUCGGACAGUACACACGACUGGGGCCGGUUCAUGCUUUGGCAAAAAUAUGUCCCCUCUUCAAAGGUGUGGGACUGGCGACGGUGGUCAUUUCUUACGUGCUUUGCACCUACUACAAUGUUCUCAUGACCUGGGCGCUCUACUACCUGCUCAACUCUUUCAGCCCUUCAUUGCCAUGGCAGUCCUGCAACAACACGUGGAACUCAGCUGGCAAUUGUUCCACUGGAUUUCCCGGUAAUGCAACACAUCUGAAGUCAGCGAGUCAAGAGUUCUUUGAUCAUAAGGUGCUCGAAAUGACAGGAGGAAUUGAGAAUGCUGGAGGGCUUCGCUGGGAACUGUUUGGCCUUCUAAUUUUGGCCUGGGCAAUUGUUUAUUUCUGCAUCUUUAAAGGGGUCAAGUCCACUGGAAAGGUUGUGUACUUCACUGCUACGUUCCCCUAUUUCAUACUGUUUGCAUUGUUGAUCAAUAAUGUCCGACUGCCUGGAGCGAAAGAUGGUAUCCUCUUCUUUCUCAUGCCUAACUGGAAUAAACUCCUGGAAGUGGAGGUGUGGGUGAACGCCGCUGCCCAGAUCUUUAACUCCAUUGGAAUCUCCUUUGGUUCCAUGAUAUCUAUGGCCAGUUACAACAAGUACAACAACAACAUCCUCAAAGACACAUUUAUUGUCUCUCUGGCUAAUUCAGCUACCAGCAUCCUGGCUGGCUUUGUCAUUUUCUCUGCCAUUGGCUAUAUGGCCCAUAUUCACAACCUGCCUGUGGAUGACAUUGCCACAGAUGGACCUGGUUUGGUGUUUGUGGUGUAUCCUGAGGUCUUCUCCACCAUGCCUUUCGCUCAGAUCUGGGCUCCUCUGUUUUUCAUCAUGUUACUCUGUCUUGGACUGGACAGUCAGUUUGCCAUGGUAGAAGUGGCUGUAACGUUUAUCAUGGACGGUUUUGGCAAGAAAGCUUUGCGUUUUUUUAAGAGGAAAGAGCUGAUUGUUCUGGCGGUGUGCAGCGUGGGCUUUCUGCUGGGGAUUCCUCACAUUACCAGGGGUGGGAUAUACGUGUUUCAGCUGAUGGAUCAUUAUACGGCAGUGGUGUCUCUCAUGUUUCUGGCCUUCUUCGAGGUUCUCGCCGUCACUAUCAUAUUUGGAGUUAAAAACCUCAGUUUGAUGGUGGAGAACAUGCUGGGAAAGAAACCAAACGUAUUCUUCCGUGUGUGUUGGCAAUUUUUGUCGCCCAUGCUUGUGCUGGGUAUUUUGAUCUCCAGUAUUAUUCAGUAUACACCAGCUCGAUAUGGAAAGUCUUACACUUACCCGGUUUGGGGCGAAGUGGUCGGCUGGUUCAUCUCUCUGGUCUCCAUCAUCUGGAUCCCACUGGGUGCCCUGCAUGAGCUCUGCACCACCAAAGGAUCUCUACUUCAGAGAUUGAAGGUGUCCAUAACUCCAACUGUAGAUCUGAAGUCCGUUUCAGAAAAACCUGCUGCUGAGUCUAUUGCAUUAUUUACUGACCCUUAGAGUCACACAUUUGUUUGUGUGUGUGUGUAUGUUAUGAAGGUGUUUACUUAUUAUAGAUACAGAGUAGCUCUGUAAACUGUAAAAAUUCAAUGUUAAUGUUUUUAUAAAAAUAUUUAUAUUUUGUUUAUUGUAUCUGAGAUUAAAGCUGAAUCAUACAAAAUGAUCCCAGAAUUACAAUAUGGCAAUUGUACUAUUGUGGAAAUAUUUUACAAGAUUUGAGAUUUAUUUAUUUAACUAUUUGAUCUCUUAAUUAAGAGGGCUUUGUUAUAUUAAAUACGUUUUAAUGUCAGACAUUAGCUUUUAUGCAAAUUGUUUUUCUUCCGGAAAGAAAUCAGCCUAUCUGACAAUCUAAUGAUGAUGAGGGAGAGAGAUAACAGGAUUAUUUCUCCGUUAUUUGAGACUUGAAAUCGUAAAGCUGAACUUUAGCAUUUUGAUACACUGAGAUGAAGGACUGAAAAACAUGUCUACACUUUAUGAACAAAGUAAGAUUGAUGCCACUGUACAGAAAAAUUCCUUCCCAAAACAAGAUAUUUUUAUACUUUUUUUUUAAUCAGCUUAUUGUGUAUAUAACAACAUUAACUUUCAUAUGCCUUAGCACAUUCAUAGUGUGUUUAAUAGAUUACAUACAGUAACAAUACAGCAAAGCUGCUUUUUGAGGAUCGCUGAUGCCUUUGUGUUCACAAAGAGCCAAGCGUAAAUGUACUACUUUUUAUAAUGGUGUAUUGUUUGUUUUUUUCAUGAACUUUGCAAAACGUAUUCAAAUGUUUUAAGUGGCAGAAAUCUUUAUUUUUGGCCAAACGUCUACAAAAAGUAGAGCGUAACUAAAAAUGUGUGUGCUGGUUUGUGUAAGCACUGUUGAAAAGUAACAUUGCCUGUGUAUUCUGAUAGAGCUUUUACUACAAUCAAUGUUUACAUUUUAAACAAGUUACACAAUGACUUGCAUGUUUUUAUUUGAAUUUAAACUUUGCAAAUUAAAGAAAAAUUAAACUUUUUCAAGUGAG
Misgurnus anguillicaudatus (oriental weatherfish) is the source of this 3209-nucleotide messenger RNA. The record is from RefSeq and is a predicted model, not a curated record. Lineage: Eukaryota; Metazoa; Chordata; Actinopteri; Cypriniformes; Cobitidae.